Acytostelium subglobosum LB1 is the source of this 1278-nucleotide messenger RNA. RefSeq lists its product as hypothetical. The record is from RefSeq and is a predicted model, not a curated record. The annotation marks the transcript as partial. The transcript has 2 exons. Gene Ontology annotation, cellular component: lysosome. NCBI's taxonomy places the organism in Eukaryota, Evosea, Eumycetozoa, Acytosteliales, Acytosteliaceae. Gene Ontology annotation, molecular function: cysteine-type endopeptidase activity.
AUGUCUACAUUCAAGAUUAUAAAGGCAGAUGGAGAAGAGCGCAGGGUAUCAGGUUAUAAAUAUGUACAGCCACCUGCUAGCUCUAAACAGUUUGUUAGUAUGAGGUUGGGCAACACUGCUUUGCCAGCAUCAGUUGAUCUACGUCAGCAUAUGACCGAUGUAGAGGACCAAGAAACUACCAAUAGUUGUGUGGCCAAUGCCGUUGCUGGCGCCUACGAGUACCUUAUCAAGAGAUAUCACAAUGAUGAUCAAUACGACGUGAGCCGUCUAUUCAUCUAUUAUAACGCUCGUGGACUUGAAGGUGAUGGCGAGAUCGAGGAUGAAGGAUCAAUCAUCAGCUACGCCAUCGAGGGCUUGAAGAAGUAUGGUGCGCCAUCAGAGGAGAUCUGGCCAUUCGAUGUUGACAAGGUCAAUGAGGUGCCCCACCAAGAGGCCUACGAAGAGGCCGCCCAGUUCCUGAUCGAGGACACUGAGUUGGUGCCAACCGACUUGACUGCAUGGAAGAAGUGUCUGGCCGAGGGCAACCCCAUCAUCUUUGGCAUGAGUCUCUACAACUCAUUCGACUCGCACCGCAAGAAGGGACUGGUACCAGUGCCCUCGCCAAACGAAGAGACACGUGGAUCACACGGUGGACAUGCCAUGCUCUGUGUUGGCUACAAUGACACUGACCAAGUAUUCAUCAUCCGUAACUCUUGGGGUUCAACUUGGGGAGACAAUGGCUACUGCUACAUCCCCUACAGGUACUUGAUAAGCAAGAAACAUAAUUGUGGCGACAGUUGGAUUAUCAAGAGACUUGAGGUGCUGGACCUGGACGAGGAGGCAUGGGGCGAUGAUGAGUCCAUAAUGGAGGAUGUCGAGAAUGAGUUGUCAAACAUGACCGACGAGGAAUACGCAGAGUUUAUGGAUGCAAUGGGCGACUCACCAUUUGAAUACCGUCUUGCCCGUCUAUUCCUGCAUGCUGCAUCGGCCGACGAUGAGCUGACCGAGGAGGAGCUGGACGGCAUCACCGACUAUCUUCAACAGGUACUCGAUAGCUUGUGUAUUAAGAUGGGUGCUGGACGACUGCUCAACCGUUGUCUACGCGAUUUCCAGAGAGAGUCUGAUGAAGAUGUCGAGGAAUUCCUUCAAGAGACCAUCGAACUAUUUGCUGAGAACCUAUCCAAGCCAACACUUGGCGGUCUCGUUGCCAAACUGGAAGAAGUCGUCAGUGGUGAUGAUCUUGCCGAUGAAGAGGCUGAGUUCAUUGACAUGUUGGUGGAGCAAUGGCAGAUUGAUGAA